AUGGAACGCGUCCGGGCUACAAAGCUGCAGGAGAUUCUCGAUACAACAGUCAGCGCGACCUUACGUGCCUGCUCCUACGAUAAACUGGCAAGCUGCUUCCCGACCCUGGCGCAAAACGACGCGCCCUCCCUCGAGCAUGCUCAGCAGCAGGUCUACGACUUUUUACAAACAACCAUGGCGCAAGAGUUUGGCAAGAUUCUAGCGGAGCGGGAGGCAGUACAGAGGCUGGAUGAACUCGAUCUGCUCAUCAAGCAGGCAAGAGAGCGCAAAGAGCGCGGCGAAGCACGGACAGAGCACAUGGAUCUCCCGCCCGAGGUCAUCUUGCAGGCACACCUCAUCCCCGUCAAGCGCCGGGAGCUCGAGGGGAUGCGGCUAGCACUGGACCAGCUGCAGGCGGAGAACGGGCAAGCGCUCGCUGCGAUGGAGACGACGCGGGUGCAGCUCGAGCAAGAGGCUGCAAAUUUACAAGCGCUGCUGCAGACACCACAACCAUGA
Molecule: messenger RNA, 495 nt
Organism: Protomyces lactucae-debilis
Lineage: Eukaryota; Fungi; Ascomycota; Taphrinomycetes; Taphrinales; Protomycetaceae
Product: Nnf1-domain-containing protein
Exons: 1
Coding region: 1-495 (164 amino acids)
Biological process (GO): chromosome segregation
Cellular component (GO): MIS12/MIND type complex
Source: RefSeq, a predicted model, not a curated record